AAGAGAGAUAAGAUAUGAUGACAGCAAGGUCGUAGGUAAGACGGAAGAAAAGCCUCGACAAUUGGCUCUUUUCCCCACCGUUAUCAACCGCCAAACAGUUCAACGACUCUCUUAAACAUGAAGAAAAGAUCGCCCCCCCCAAAACGGCAGCCAUGAUGAUUCGGCGGCGUUGAACAAAUUGCCAAUGAUCAUCGGGUGAGCCACUCGAAGCACAUGUUUUUUAAAGUUCAGACCGUCGGCCAGUGGCCAGCCAAGAUUUCCUUCCCCAUGGGGAACAACGGUCGAGAGCGGGUAUCAAAACGCGGGGAAGCGGAGUCUUGACUUACACGAUCCUCACAUCAUUCACGAUCGAACAACAAAGCAACCAGUUCCAUCUUUCCGUGAGAUCCAAGGCACUCGGUAUUGUCGAGAAAGUUAUCUGGUGAUUUUAGCAAUGCCAUGUAGUUAGGUUGGGUAGCACCAGCUUAGAAAAGGGACAGGGCGACCAAUGGUUCGUCGGCUUUGGUUGGGGUCCAUUGAUUGCCCCGCGCGGCCGAUCCCCUUCCCCGGGAGGAAGGGCACGAUAGAGGUUGGGAACUAAAUGGCACCUUCAUUGUUCGGGAGUCGGGGCAACGGAUUAUAUGCGGGGGAGAACGUGCAGCACCGCGGUUACAACUCUCUUACCUUCACCACCAGCUUUUGGAUAUAGAGUUCUUCCAUCAUAUAUUCAUAUCAUCAUAUGUUUCAACAUACUUUUACAUCUUUAUUGUACCACUACUUGUACUUGUGCUCCUCCGAUAUUUGGUAUCUUGUUCCUGUCACCUGUGACAUCAUCUCAUCACACCGUCGACCUCACUCGCCUCGCUCCAUCUCAGUAUCAAGACAACAAAAAUGACCAAAGACCACCCCCAAAACCACACCCAAACACACUCACUCACCUCCCCCGAAACCUUCUGGUCUCACCAAGCCGAUCAACUUCAUUGGCACAAGAAACCCGCCACCGUCCUCCAAAAGACAACCAAACAACUCCCUUCUGGUAUCUCUCACGACCACUGGGCCUGGUUCCCUGACGGCGAGAUCUCCACAUGCUACAACUGCAUCGAUCGUCACGUCCUUGCUGGCAGGGGGGAUGCUCCUGCCAUCUUGUAUGACAGCCCGGUCACGAACAAGAAGGAGACAUACACCUAUGCCAGGUUACUCGACGAGGUGGAGAUCUUUGCGGGUGUGCUGAGAGAGGAGGGAGUGAAGAAGGGGGAUGUGGUGCUUGUUUAUAUGCCCAUGAUACCCGCUGCCUUGAUCGGGAUUCUAGCUAUCAAUCGUCUUGGUGCGAUCCAUGCCGUUGUGUUUGGCGGUUUUGCUUCUGGGGCACUGGCCCAAAGAAUUGAGGCUUCGAAGCCGGUUGCUAUCCUGACUGCUUCUUGCGGGAUAGAGGGGAAUAAGGGGCCGAUUGGGUACCAGGGUUUUGUGGAGGAGGCGAUGAAGAUUUCGAGUUGGAGGCCGCCAAAGACUAUUAUUUGGCAAAGAGACGAGCUGCCAUGGCGACCCAUUGAUAGAGCGAAUGGCCAACGAAAAUGGCAGGCCCUGGUCAAGAGCUGCCGUGCUAGAGGUUGGCGAGCGGCGUGUGUUCCUGUUAAGUCGACAGAUGGCGUCUACAUCAUCUACACCAGUGGCACGACGGGUCUGCCAAAGGGUGUGCUGAGAGAAGCUGGCGGCCAUGCCGUCGGUCUGCACUUGAUGAUCUCGUAUCUCUUUGGUGUCCAUGGUCCUGGUGAUGUGAUGGGAUGUUACAGCGAUAUUGGCUGGGUCGUCUCUCACAGCUAUACUUUAUAUGGCCCCCUCUUGACCGGCGCUGCAACCGUCUUAUAUGAGGGCAAGCCAGUCGGCACCCCUGAUGCCUCGGCCUUCUGGCGUCUGGCCGAAGAGUACAAGAUCAACACCAUGUUCACUGCCCCCACCGCGCUCCGCGCAAUCCGCAAAGAAGAUCCGGAUAACAUCCAUUUCUCUCGUGUUGGUGAGCGCGGAGGUCUCAGGAACCUUCGAGCACUAUUCCUGGCCGGCGAAAGAUCAGAACCAUCCAUCAUCACCAUGUAUCAGGACCUGCUAGCCAAACAUGCUGCACCUGGCGCACUGGUGAUCGACAACUGGUGGUCAUCCGAAUCCGGCUCCCCCAUCUCGGGCAUCGCUCUCGUGCCCCAUGCAGGUCAUGACAGAGCCAAUCCCACCUCCUCUGCCUCACACCCACCGCUGAAGAUAAAACCUGGUUCGGCAGGCAAAGCUAUGCCUGGAUUUGAUGUCCGCGUCGUGUCUGACUCUGGUGAACCUCUACCACCAAACACCAUGGGCAAUAUUGUCCUAGGCCUCCCACUUGCCCCUACUGCCUUCAGGACUCUGUGGGGAGAUGAGGAAAGGUUCUACAAGGGUUACCUCAAACGCUUCGACGGGAAGUACAUCGACACCGGUGACGCAGGUGUCAUUGAUGAGGAUGGCUACAUCCAUAUCAUGGCACGCUCAGACGACAUCAUCAAUGUGGCUGCUCAUCGGUUGUCCACUGGCCAACUGGAGCAAGCUAUCACCACCCACCCUGACGUCACGGAAGCAUGUGUGGUUGGCAUCCCUGACGCACUGAAGGGGCAGAUGCCGUUUGCUUUCAUCAGCACUUCCCACGGAGCGGCAACUACAAAAGAGAAGAAGGAGAAACUGUUUCAGGAGAUACAGACCCUGGUCAGGAAGCAAGUGGGUGCUAUUGCGAGUUUGGGGGGGAUGAUUGAGGGUAAGGGGAUGAUUCCCAAGACGAGGUCAGGGAAGACGCUGAGGAGGGUUUUAAAGGAGUUGUUGGAGAAUGCGGUGCAUGGGGAGGUGGACAAGGAGUUGAAUGUUCCCAGUACGGUGGAGGAUAUGGGGGUUGUGGAGGUGGCGAGGGGGAAGGUGAGGGAGUACUUUGUGGAGUUGGAGAGGAAGGGGAAGAGGCAUGCGAGCAUUGAGGGGAGGGAGAAGGCGAAGCUUUAGGGGAGUACCUUGCGGUGAGGAUCGGUGGGAUGAUGAGAGUGGGGAGUGAUGUUAUGAUAUAUACCACGACGCAGGUUAGGCACUUUGUUGAAAAUAUAGUGGAGUUCCAAGCUGUGAGGGCCACGGUCCUUGGUCGUCAUCCACUGACUUUCCUUCUUCAUCAAUCUACUAGUAAGCCACCUCCACCAGCGCAAUUACAAGACGUUAAGGCAGGGCCCUAAUUAACUUCGUCCGGACAGCUCGCAAAUCAAAGUUAUAAUCUAAUUUACUCAAUCUUCUAUAUCUUCAACAUCACGGGUUCAGAAAUACCCUAUUUUCACCAAGGGACAGGAAUACCGCGGCCGCGUGUAUCUGACCAUACCUUCAGUAAGGGAGCGGUACUUAAGAUCCAUCGACAUCUAGCACCGGGACUGUUUGGUAUGGUGAACAAUGUUGGCUACAAACUUCCGGAGAAGAGACGCGUGUGAAGGGCGAGGAUAAAAAAGGUAAUGAUGCAGUGAGCGAGAGCUAGGAAUGUAGGACUUGAUAUUGCCUUUGUAUCAGUGCACUAUAUCAACUUUUAAGGGGCAUGACGGGAUGUUAAAAAUACAAUAUUGCACACUAUAAUGUAGAAUGUAAGGUCUUGAAAGAUAGUGAUAACUCCUCUCGGCUAUCUUGAAAUGCC
Molecule: messenger RNA, 3649 nt
Organism: Podospora bellae-mahoneyi
Lineage: Eukaryota; Fungi; Ascomycota; Sordariomycetes; Sordariales; Podosporaceae
Exons: 5
Coding region: 871-2985 (704 amino acids)
Molecular function (GO): propionate-CoA ligase activity
Source: RefSeq, a predicted model, not a curated record